AUGGCAAAACAUGAUUCAUCUAAAUACGGGGACCUCAUCUCCAAGAGUAUUCCAAUCAGCUCAGGUUGUCCCAAAGUCUAUCAGAUGAACCCAAGGUCAACCAAGAUUGGGAGCAUCACAUGCCGUACUGUUGGUGAAAGAAAGGCAGAUCACACAAACAGGACCAUCUUACUUGUCGGUGAAACAGGAUGUGGGAAGUCUACGCUGAUCAACGCUCUGGUAAACUAUGCCAUGGGAGUGACCUGGGAGGAUCAAGUUUGGUUUAAGAUCGUAAAUGAAGUCCAGGGAAAGCAAGUGGAGAGUCAGACAUUAGAUGUGGUUGUGUACAAAGUCAUUGGAUUUGAGGACCAAACUUUGCCCUUCUCGCUAACCCUCAUUGACACCCCUGGGUUCGGAGUCACAAAGGGGACCCAAGAAGAUAACGCUGUUCCUACAAGAUUGUAUGAAUUGUUUCGAUCGCCAGAGGGAGUCAAGGAAAUCCAUGCACUGGGUUUGGUGGUGAAGGCGUCAGAGAAUCGUCUGAGUGACCGACAGUUGUACAUCUUGAAUUCUGUGAUGUCUCUGUUUGGAAAGGACAUGGAGAAAAACAUAAUAUUGCUCAUCACACACUCAAAUGACAUGAUACCUAUUAAUGUAUUUGACGCUCUGGAGGUCGCCGGUGUUAAAUGUGGCAAAAAUGAGAAAAAUGAACCCAUUCACUUUCUGUUUGACAACUGCAAGGAAAUAAAAGGAGAACAGAAGGAACGUGCCUUGAAGUAUGCUCAUGGAACAUCAACAGAAGGAAUGAUGGGACUCAAAGCCUUUUUGGAAAGCAUAAACCACCAGAAUGUCGAGGAAUCUAUGAAUGUGUUGGCAAAGCGUAUCAGACUAACUGCCUGCAUCCAAAAUCUGAAGGAAAGAAUACAAAACAUCACAAAGAAACAGACUGAAAUCCUUCAAGCUCAAGAGGAUGUGAAGAAAUAUGAGAAUAUCUUUUUCACCGAGAUCACAACAGAGAGAAAGACCCUAUUCGAGGCUGAAGAGAAGUAUGGCCUGAAUAAAUGUCAGAAAGAAUUGGAAGAUCUUAAAGCAGACAAGGAACGCUGGCUGGACGAGGCCUACCAACAUGUGAAGGAGCUGAAGGAGAUUGCCCUGAUCACUAAUGCACUGUCAACUCACAUCUACUUGGAUGACCUGAUUCAGAUGAUGCAGGAUAAAGGAGAUGAAGAAAAGGCCAAGGAACUGGGGGAGGUUCAGACACGACUAAAUAAAGGACUUAGGGCAGCACUUAAGUACAUGCUCAUGGGUAAAUAA
This is a messenger RNA of Engraulis encrasicolus (European anchovy), 1293 nucleotides long. RefSeq lists its product as uncharacterized. The record is from RefSeq and is a predicted model, not a curated record. Lineage: Eukaryota; Metazoa; Chordata; Actinopteri; Clupeiformes; Engraulidae. The coding region runs from base 1 to 1293 and encodes 430 amino acids. The transcript has 3 exons. Gene Ontology annotation, molecular function: ATP hydrolysis activity; GTP binding.